This is a messenger RNA of Monosiga brevicollis MX1, 3126 nucleotides long. RefSeq lists its product as uncharacterized. NCBI's taxonomy places the organism in Eukaryota, Choanoflagellata, Craspedida, Salpingoecidae. The transcript is spliced from 5 exons. The coding region runs from base 1 to 3126 and encodes 1041 amino acids. The record is from RefSeq and is a predicted model, not a curated record.
AUGUUCAAAUCCAACAAGAGCCAGCGUCGGCCCUCGGGCAACGCCGGACCAGCCUUUGCAAAGGUGGAUGCCGCCGGCAUGACCGCCACUAUGCUUGCCGGCAACUCGGCUGCUUGGACCAAGUCGUUUGAAUUUGAUCACUUUGGCGACAAGAAAAAAGUCUCGCGAGGUGAUUCAGCGGACGACUUGCUCUCCAACGUAAACCAGGAUCUGCUCAAUCCGACCAUCGACGAAGAAGCCUGGAGUGCGCCCUGGUACCUUGCCAAGAUGACCAACACUGCCGUUAUGAAGACGCUGCAGCAUCAGCCCGAUGGCGCCUUUAUCAUUCGCGACUCGCCAGCCACGGCCGGCUCCUUCGCCUUGGCUUAUCGGCAUCAAAACGAAACCCACCACGCGCUCAUUCACAACACGGCCCAAGGUUUGGUACUGGGCAAAUCGGAAGAGCCCCUUUCCUGUCUCUCCGAGCUUGUUCUUCGAUUCAGUCAGCACUACGAUGUUCAAAGUGAUGGCCCGCACCUCUCCUGUCCCUUGGAUCCAGCUGUUUUGGCCCCGACCGAAAAUGAAGCCCCGGCCAAUCUCUUGUCGACAGAGCACAACCUGCCCAACGCUGAAGAGGAUGUCUCUGCACUUCUGACCCGCGCAGAUGAGAGCGGCAAUCUCAUCAAUCUCAGCGCCACCACGGGGGCCCAAGUGGCCAUGAGCGGCCCCGUUGUGCCCUCCCGCCGCUCCAAGCCGUCGCGUGGCGUGUCUUCAGGCACCAACGAUGGUCUUGUUGCUUCAGCGGGCGUAUCGCCCAGCAUGCGGGGCGUGCGUCACUGCCCACACUGCAACGCAAAGCAAAGCGCCAAACAGAACAUGUGCUCUGCCUGUUCGCGGCCCAUGGACGGAGAAGAAGUUCCGCCUCCAGCGCCUGUCACCGCCGCUCCCACCGGCCCAACCCGAGGGGCUGUCGUGAUUGUCACCGAUGAAGACGAAGAGGACAAGAGCAAGAACGAUGAGAUUCACGAUGGAUACGCUCCCAUGACGACCCCAGUUAGCUUUUUGAACAAGAGCAAGCGCAAGAGCAAGCGCAAUCAGGAUAUCCAGGUCAUCGUGGCCCCACCCACCAUGGCUCUUCGAGGUAUCCUGAACGAUGGCUCGCGCCUAAGCUCCAACCACCACGUGACCUUUUCCGAAGAAAACAUUGCCGGGACGCUCAAAGAAUCGCUUUUUGCUCGUGGCAUCUACUGUCGCUUGGAUGAUCUCUCCUUCCAUGCCGGCUACUACUAUAGCGAAAAUAUCGAGCGCCCGGAACGGGCCACCAACAAGCUGCAAGGCUGCGCUGAGGGUGCUUUUGUCGUGUACGAUGACCAAAAGUCGGAAAACCAUCUCCUGCUCACCUAUGUGGCACCCUCGGGUCAGCCCGCGCACGCGAGUAUCGAACACGACGAGGCAGGGGCCUGGCUACAGCUUCAAGACGUGGCCACCACGCUUGUGCCACGCUUUCACUAUGUCAGCGAGCUGGUUCGCCAUUAUUGCUCUUCCAACUCGGACCCGCCCGAGCUCCUGUCACUCUCGCAGGAGCAGGAAGAGGCACGCUGUCCGAGCCGCUAUGUCUACGCUCUCUCAUCUCUGACCACCAUGGCUAUUUUCCAAGCCUUCCUCAACGGCGAGGGAGCCGAUUUCAACGCCGAACUGCAGCACAAGGCUGAGGCCGUGCUACCCAGCAAGCCUCAAAAGGGUCACCAAGGCCCAUACAUGGAUCUCAAGGCGCUCAAGACUUUGCGCGAUGGACAAGCCGUUGCAGCUGCCGAAGCGGAACGUGCGGCCGCCGAGGAAGCUGCAGCCUUGGCCCAGGCCGAGGCAAGUGCGGACAAGAAUGAGGAGGACGAGAGGCGAAGCGGGGGCAAAAGUCCAGAGUCACCGCCGAGUGAGGCCACGCCUCCGUGGUACAAGCCCGAAAUGUCGCGCGCCGAAGCAGUGGCGCUCAUUGAAUUUGAGCCCACCGGUAGCUUUGUGGUUCGUGACAAUAUGGACGAGCCCGGGCGCCACAUCGUGACCUACGUCCUGAAUGGUGCUCUGCACCAUCACGAGAUUGAGCGUCUACCAGACAACGGGGGCUACUGCCUGACUGAGCUGCGCAACUUUGCGCGUCCUACUUUGCGGGAGCUGAUUGAGUUUUACGGCUCGAGCGAAGGCCAUGAUCUCCAACAUUUGGAAGCACGGCUGCGUCUGCCACGCCAAGGCGAUCAAGCCCGGGCCAACGCCUCAUUCCGAGGCCUUCAAGAUCCAUCAACCCUGACGGAGAAGCCGGCAUGGUUGCAAACCAACAUGCCCAAGGCGGCGGCUCUCCAAGUCAUUGCGGGCAAGCCCGAUGGCGCCUUUGUCGUUCGCAGCAGCGAAUCGCGCACUGAUUGCUACGUACUCAGCUACAUGUUCCGAGGCCAGGUUCAUCAUGAGCUCGUUCGCAUGGUUGGCGAUGAUCAGAAGGUGUUUUUCCUGAACAACGCCCCCCAUCACACCUUCCAAUCGCUGCAAAACCUGAUUGAGUUCUUUGAGGCACCGCGUCGCGAGCUCAAGCAUCCGUUGCAUCCAGGCCUAGUCAGCCAGCAGGAAAGCAUGAUGCGUCGAGGGCCAAGCCGCCGCUCCAUGCAGCAUUCAGCCUCGCAGCGAAGCUCUACUCGCGUGCCACCGCAUGGACCGCCGCGUAGCGGUGCCGUGCCACCCAUGCUCCGCAAGGGCUCGUCUCGUGCCCUACUGGACCCCAAUGCCGCCGUUCCGGCAGCCGCUCGCUCUGCCAGCCGACGUCGCUCCCAUCAUCGCCACUUGGCCGGUGAAAGCGUGGGCAACCGCUUGGACCAACGUGCCGCGACCUCCAAUUGGUGCUGCCUCAAUUUGAGCCGCGAGGAAGCUUUGGCGCGUUUGCCCCACAAGGAGGGCGCUUUCAUCGUGCGCAAGAGCAACGAUAAUUUUGCGACUCUGACCAUGGUCGCCAACGGCAAGCAUUUCCACGUUCAAGUUCACGACUCAACGUUGGGUCUGCACCUGAAAAAGUCGACGGCCUACCAACCGAAUCUCUCUGCCCUGGUCGCGUUCUACAUGAUUGCCGGCCAAACCGACCUACCUCGGCCGCUUGUGUCUUGGUAG